GGAACACACGAAGCUAUAUAAGCAGUCCAAUCAUGACGUCAUACGUCGCACGGCAUACAAAUAUCGAUGCGGGCAGUCGCGCUAGCUAUUAUACGCAGCCUACCAGCCUUAAGCUACCACUUGUACAACCUACAGGCAAUCCUGGAAGCCCCGCUGCCCCCGCUGAACCGCUGAACCGUGUUGAAUCGUCGAUCGUCGAUCAUCUCCAGUGAUCGUCACAUCCCACUUUGCCUUACUUUUCCUUCCUUUUCGCUUUUCAGUUUCACUUUCAGUCGCAUCGCGUUCGUUUGAGCCCUACCGUUGCUAUCGUUUAGGUAUUCCCCCGCCGAAUAACCUAACCUAUUUGUUUCCUUUCUUUUUACAUUUCGGGUUUUUUUUCUUCUAGUUUUGUUGUCACAAGUCUUCAGACAUUCAGACAAUUUUCCUGCUCGUUUUUUGCUGAGGACAUUCCUCUUCUAUUGUUUGACGUUGGGCACAUUUUCGGGCCGGAAUCCUGAGAUUCCAAGUGAGGAGGACUCGACAUCAUGAUUCCCCGGAUCGUCUCCUCAGACGAGGUCUAUAUACUCCCUUUGAAGGAUAAUGGCGCUCCAGAUGUUCCUGGAGAGUACAUUUAUCUUGCCCCGACGUCCAAAGAUCCUAUCACCAUACGAUUCACAAUAGAGGGCACCUCUUCCAUAUGUCGACAAGGCAGCUUAUGGGUCAACAUACCCGAACGGGGAUCCGAGUUCCACAGAGAUCAGUUCCGAGAGUACAGACUAAAUCCUGAUUUCAAUCGAACGAUAGAAAUAUCCAUCCCUGUUUAUGAAGCUGGUGCUUUCGCAUUUUAUACCACCUAUGCCGAGUUACCACCUCUUUCCUCUACCCUAGCCACGAAUGUACCGGCCUCUGUCGAGUCUAAAACGACCCCUAAAUACUAUAUUGACAUUGCUCCCCGCUUGUCGCUUGACGGCCGCUUGUUACCGCUACCGGCGUUGUCAAUAUUCUCCGUCAUCAGCAAGUUCAUGGGAAAAUACCCGUCUGAUUGGGAGAACCAUUUACGAGGUAUCAGUGGCCGUGGGUAUAACAUGAUACAUUUCACACCCCUCCAAAUUCGUGGAGCCUCAAAUUCACCUUACAGUUUGUAUGAUCAGCUCGGAUGGGAUCCAGAAUGUUUUCCCCGAGGAGAGGAGAAUGUACAACAAAUGGUUGAUAGCCUGGAACAGAACCAUUCUCUCCUCAGUCUGACUGACAUCGUCUUAAACCACACCGCCAAUAACAGCAAAUGGCUUUUGGAUCACCCGGAGGCUGGGUACAACCUUAACACCGCUCCCUGGCUCGAAUCUGCCUACGUUCUGGACACCCAACUCCUCGUCUUCAGCUCUAGGCUUGAAAAACUAGGAUAUCCUAAGGAGCUUCUCUCUACCGAUGAUCUUAUCAACGUUAUGGACGGUAUCAAAAAGCAUGUCAUUGCUGAGAUUCGUCUAUGGGAAUACUACACACUUGAUGUUGACAGGGAUGUAGAUGCUGCAAUUGAAUCUUGGGCAGUUGGACAAGUACACAUUCCCCAGGGAACUGAUAGUAGUGUCCUUGACAAGCUCAAAGUAGGUAGUCUCGAAGAUCAAGCUAUGUAUCUAGUUCAGAAUGGUCUGGUCGGCAACGACAGACUUGGCGCACGUUUCCGGCGGUCUAUUAAUCCAAAAGUUUCGGCUGGUCUAAUUGCUACUUUGUUUGGAAAGUAUAGGGGAGAGGCAGAUGAAGCGGCUAUUCGUUCUAAACUAGUCCAAAUUUUGGAUGUGGUCAAUGUCCCGUUCUAUGCGGAGUAUGACAAGGAGAUUGGAGAAAUUCUCCAGCAACUCUUCAAUAGGAUCAAGUACGUUCGUCUGGACGAGCAUGGACCGAAGCUUGGUCCUAUUGACGAGGAGAAUCCUAUAAUCGAAACGUACUUCACUCGUCUAAGUAAGGAGGAUGCGUCUAAGAGACUCAAGUCAGAAGACUUGGUUCUUGUCAAUAAUGGUUGGGUUUGGGCUGGUAAUGCAUUGAUUGACAAUGCCGGCCCGCAAUCACGCGUGUAUUUGAGACGUGAAGUCAUUAUCUGGGGAGAUUGUGUCAAGCUACGCUAUGGAGCCGCCCCUGAGGAUAGCCCUUGGCUGUGGGAACACAUGACCAACUAUGCUCGGAUGCUGGCUAAGUAUUUUGCGGGCUUCCGGAUCGAUAACUGCCACUCUACACCGAUUCACGUUGCGGAACAUAUCCUUGACGAGGCACGCCGUGUUCGACCAAACCUAUAUGUUGUGGCAGAGCUUUUCACGGGCUCGGAGGAGAUGGACUACGUCUUUGUCAAGAGACUAGGUCUAAGUUCAUUGAUCAGAGAAGCUAUGCAGGCUUGGAGCACGGCGGAACUAAGCAGAUUGGUACAUCGCCACGGCGGACGCCCCAUUGGCAGCUUUGAGGUCGAUGAGAUUUCGAAACGUUCCGUCGAAAGUGCUCCCACAAGUCCUGGACUUGCUGAUGGUACUACUCGAGAGGUCGUUCGCAGAAUCAAGCCCGUUCCAGUCAACGCUCUGUUUAUGGAUUGUACACACGACAACGAAGUUCCUGCUCAGAAGCGAGAUGCCCGAGAUACCCUACCAAACGCCGCCUUGGUGUGUAUGUGUGCUAGCGCAACAGGUAGUGUCAUGGGAUACGAUGAGAUAUACCCAAAGCUUGUCGAUCUAGUGAACGAAACUAGACUAUACACAUCUGAGUCAUCUUCCGCCGAAGAAGUAAAAAUAGGAGGUGGAAAAGGUGGAAUUGGCGGCAUCAAGAAGUUGCUCAAUGAGAUUCAUACAUUGAUGGGGAAGGAUGGAUACGACGAAACACAUAUUCACCAUGAAGAUCAGUACAUCACCGUCCACAGAGUACAUCCCGAGUCGAGAAAGGGAUACUUCCUCAUCGCCCAUACUGCCUACCCAGGUUAUGGAAAUGGUAAUGGUGCAUUUAGCGCCGUACGUCUUAGCGGCACGAAAGCGCGGCAUCUGGGAAGCUGGAUGUUGGAGGUUGACGACAGCAAGGAAGCCAAAGAGGCAGUUGAAAGUGACAAGAAAUACCUGCGGGGCCUUCCUAGUAAAGUGGUCAAUGUACCAGGUAUUCGGUUGGAAGUUAGUUCGAGUGAAACAGUUAUCACGGUACGCGACAAAUUUCCGCCUGGCAGUAUCGCUUUGUUCGAAACCUGGAUUCCCGCUGCAGAGCAUUCGGCAGGCCUGGAUACCUAUGUUACGUCUGGGGCUAAGGAGGCCAUGAGCGAGCUUGACCUGGUCGACCUCAAUUUUCUACUGUACCGUUGCGAAGCCGAAGAGCUCAGCGGUAGUGAUGGUAAAGAUGGCACAUAUGACAUUCCGGGACAUGGGAAGAUAGUAUAUGCCGGUCUUCAGGGUUGGUGGAGUCUCUUGAAGGACAUUAUCAAGGACAAUAACUUAGCCCACCCCUUGUGUGAAAACCUCCGCAACGGCCAAUGGGCUCUCGACUAUACUGUCGGACGUCUCGAAAGGAUAAGCCAUCAAAAAGAGUUCGCUGGCCUCGCUAAACCCGCAGCCUGGCUUAAGAAUCGGUUCGAUGCAAUCCGGGAUAUUCCCAGCUUUCUCCUGCCGCGCUACUUUGCACUAAUCGUGCGGACUGCCUAUAAGGCCGCUUGGGAAAGAGGCCUACAGCUUAUGAAUGAAAAGGUGCAGAACAACCAGUGGUUCCUUCAGAGCCUGGCGAUGGUUAGUGUGCAAAUGACAGGCCUGGUUAAAUCCGCUUCGCUUUGGCCGAAGAAUCUUGUUCCCUCAUUGGCGGCCGGCUUGCCACAUUUCGCUGUUGAAUGGGCAAGAUGCUGGGGUCGUGAUGUUUUUAUCUCCCUCCGUGGCCUUUACCUUGGGACAGGCCGGUUCGACGAGGCCGCGGAACACAUCUUCGCAUUUGCAAGCGUUCUCAAACACGGCAUGAUCCCCAAUCUUCUCAGCAGCGGAAACCUUCCGCGAUAUAAUAGUCGAGACUCUGUCUGGUUCUUUUUGCAAUGCAUCCAGGAUUACACACAAUAUGCACCCAACGGUUUGAAUCUCCUGGAGAGGAAGGUGAAACGUCGUUUCUUACCUUAUGACGAUACCUGGUUUGCCUCUGACGACCCGCGAGCGUAUUCGACGGAAAGUACCAUUACAGAUGUUAUCCAAGAAGCCCUGCAACGCCACGCAUCCGGGCUAAAAUUCCGUGAGGCCAAUGCGGGCCCAAGCAUCGACUCCCAAAUGCGCGACGAGGGCUUCAAUAUCGAGGUCAAUGUCGACUGGUCAAAUGGCAUUAUAUUCGGCGGAAACCAGUUCAAUUGUGGUACCUGGAUGGACAAGAUGGGUGAGAGUGAGCGUGCGGGCUCGAAGGGUAUCCCAGGCACCCCUCGCGACGGUGCUGCCAUUGAGAUCACAGGACUGCUCUAUAGUACCUUGAAAUGGCUCGCCAAGCUCAACGCUGACGGCAAAUAUCCGUACAAGGGCGUGACAAAGUCUGACGGUUCAGAAAUAACAUUCUCGGCUUGGGCCGGUCUUCUUAAGUCAAGCUUCGAGCAUAGCUACUACGUGCCAGUCAACCCAUCAGAUGACGCACAAUAUGCCGUCAACCCUGCCGUCGUCAACCGCCGCGGUAUCUACAAGGACCUCUUCCGCUCCGGAAAGGAGUACGAGGACUACCAGCUCCGGCCCAACUUCGCCAUCGCCAUGACGGUAGCCCCAGACCUCUUCAAUCCAGACCACGCGACGGGCGCCCUCGUGCUCGCGGACAAGGUGCUGCGCGGGCCAACAGGAAUGGCGACACUCGACCCGUCCGACCUCAAUUACCGGCCGUAUUACAUCAACAGCGAGGACUCAGACGACUUCGCCACCUCCAAGGGCAGGAACUACCACCAGGGCCCCGAAUGGCUCUGGCCCACGGGCUUCUUCCUACGCGCCCUCCUCAAGUUCGAUCUCAUGAGGAGGAACACGGAGCAGGGCCGGGUCGAGGCCUUCCAGCAGGUCACGAGGAGGUUGGCCGGGUGCAAGGACCAGAUCCGGAGCAGCGAGUGGGCGGGGCUCACGGAGCUUACCCAGAAGAACGGCGAAUUCUGCCCCGACUCGAGCCCGACCCAGGCUUGGAGCGCCGGGUGUCUGAUUGAUCUGUAUAUGGAUGCUGCCGAGUACUCGGCGUAGUCGGGUACGGUCAAUAGGUCUAUGGUUGAGAUGCGGUAGUUCAGGGAGCGGAGGCGUAGGUGUUGUUGGAAGGGAAUGUCGGAGUUGAGCACGACAUCCACGAGCAUACGAAAAAAUUAGGGUUCGCAUACGCGGAGG
Molecule: messenger RNA, 5306 nt
Organism: Annulohypoxylon truncatum
Lineage: Eukaryota; Fungi; Ascomycota; Sordariomycetes; Xylariales; Hypoxylaceae
Product: glycoside hydrolase family 13 protein
Exons: 2
Coding region: 525-5168 (1547 amino acids)
Biological process (GO): glycogen catabolic process; glycogen biosynthetic process
Molecular function (GO): amylo-alpha-1,6-glucosidase activity; 4-alpha-glucanotransferase activity
Source: RefSeq, a predicted model, not a curated record